This is a messenger RNA of Stegodyphus dumicola, 10588 nucleotides long. RefSeq lists its product as uncharacterized. The record is from RefSeq and is a predicted model, not a curated record. Lineage: Eukaryota; Metazoa; Arthropoda; Arachnida; Araneae; Eresidae.
UCCUGAUACAACUGACAAGUGAAAUUAAAAUGGCCGCCGCAUCCAUACCUACAAUAUCAAGGAUAAAACAAAACCUUUCACGAAAUAAACAAGAUGAAAGGGUUCGCCACCCAACUGUUGAAGAGUUACUAAUACAGAUUGAAAACCAUUUAUACAAAAACACCGAACAUCGAGCCUCAUUACUAAUUGCAGUCUGGACAUGUAUUGCUGGAAAAGUUGGGUACUUUCGGAACAUCGAGAAGGUUUUCCAUAUGCUAUAUCGAGAAAGUGCCAUGACCAUUUUCUCUGGUCACUGGCCCCGGAUAGAUAUACUUUUCAAAAGAGGCUUGGCUCGUUCUCUAAUCCAGUUUUCACAUUCAAUGGGCAAUUAUGUGAAGGGGUCAGAAGCCCUUUGUUCAGCACUGGUGAUGGCAGUAUAUGAUCCAUGGGGAGACCCUGUAAUACGAAAGCUUCUGACGAAACAGCAGAUAGACCAGAACUUAAUGCAUGAAUUCAUAAGAUCUGAGCCAUGUGAAUUAUUGCUUAUAAGAGUAGAAUGCCUAGUCAAUGCUCAUUUUGAAGAUGCAGCAAUUCAGCUUUGUCGGAGUUACUUGCAUUCAAAAUCCAGUAUGCCAGUUAAUCAGGAAGUGGAGUACAGUGAUGAAAACUGGAGGUGGACAUUCAUGGAAUGGCUUCUUCGACUUCUGUUCCGAAAAAGAAAAUUAAAUGAUCUUGUUGCAGAGUCAUCAUCUUGCAGUUGUCAUGAUGGUGUUCGUUUAAUUUACCGAGCACAGAGUUCUCAAAUGGAAGAUUCUGAACCUUUAACUGAAACCUUAAUUAAUUUAUUUCUUGUCCGUGAUCUCCUCUUUCAGUCUGAUUACUGCUGCACAAGUGAAUUAAUGAGAUUGUGGUGUGAACUGCAAGCUAAGAAACAGAAAUCAGCAUCUGAAAUUCAAGAAGCUGCACAGAAAUUAUUGGUUGGCCAUGCUUCCUGUAGCGCACAGUUUUAUUUAUUUGUUGACAUUUUAUGGGAAAAAUUUGGUGUGUCUCUUUUGCCUUUAUAUUUGGAAAUGUAUCUUAGAGGACUGACAUCAGAUUUAAAUUAUUUAGAAGCAGCUAGGCAAGCAGACAAUAAAGAAUAUGUUAUAGAAAUUGAAAACCACAUGGCAGCUAUGUAUUUUAAGUUAUCAUCCAUGUUUAAUUCAAUUAAUAAAGAAGUUUCUUUGGAAUGCAUGCUGAGUGCAUUUUCCUUAGAUCCAACCAAAGAACGAUUAGAAUGGAUUAAGAGAUUGUCCCUUCAGAUAGCCAAAGAAAAAGCCUUAAAAGCUAAUGCUUCAAAGAACAUUCUCUGCAAACACAAAACAUGCAACAGUAAUCCAUGCUCCCAUAACUACAUUCAUCCUGUCAUCACAAAACGAAAAUCUGUCAUCAUGUGUGAUCAGGCCAUUCAAGUUGGGGAUGAACUACUUGACAGCUGUGAAAAAGAACAAUCUGUUUUGUCUGCAUCAGUAAACAACAAUAUUCAAGAAAACAGCAGUGCUAUUAUGGAGGAAAUGAAAGGAAGAAUGGAAGAAUCUUCAGUGUUAAAUGAAAUAACUGUCAGAAAAGAUGAUAUGUCUAUAGAAGACUUGAAAGAAAAUGAAGUUAAAGGAAAUAUUUUGCCUAGUAAUACUUGUUCAAACAUUAAUAGUAUUGAAAUUAAUGAACAUUGUACCCAAAACUGCAAUUCUAAUCGUUCAGAAGAUAGUGAAACAUCAGCUUAUCUUGAAACAGAUAAAAUAACUAGUGAGGAAAAUGAAUCAGAUUCUAAAGUAACUGAUUUAAAAACUAAUGGAAUAGCUGAGACAGUCCUGGAACCAUCAACAUUAAUUAAAGCAGAAUGUGCAAAUAGCAAAAAAGAAAAUUGUGAUACAUUUGUCCCUAGUGUAAAUUGCAACCAUGACAUUACGGAAAAAAAAGAAAAAGAUUUAUCAAUACCAAAUUUUGAUUCUGAAACCAAAAAUGUUAAUGAUAAAAUAGAAGUCAGUCUUUGCAGUAAAACUGAAGAUUUAAGUAAAACUUUAGAAAGUGAUGCCACCAUUGAUAAAGAUUGCUUAGAUGGAAAUUUGACUGUAAGUGCUAAUAAAAAUGAAGAAAAUGGUUUUGCAUCAGAACUUAUUAGGGACAGUUCUCCUGAUUCUAAAGAUACAGUUUGUGAAGCAGAUAUUGCUGUAAAUGUGAAAAUGAAAAAUGACAUUCAAAAUUGUAAUGAAAAUUUUGAAGAAAAAUUAGACAUCUGUCAGUCAUUAGAUUGCAACCACCAAUGCAUAAAUGGUUUUGAGAAAACUGCCCCAUUAAAUAAUGAAAAUGUUCAUGGUCAUUCUGAGGUAGCAGAUGAGUUUUGCACUGAAGAAAUUGUAGGUAAAAAUAGAGAAACAGAUUCACUUUUGAAUGUAAAACAUAACACAUUAUCUUCAAAUGAGAAUAUUUCCAUUAGUACCAAAGAACAGUCGCAAAGUAAAGAACAUGAAAAUGUAUCAGAAAUACAAUUGUUUCCUUCCAAUAAAAUCCAAACAAACACUAGCAAAAGUAUGUGUGAAAAUAUAUGUUUAUCAGAAAUGAAUCCUGAUUCACAUGUAAAAAAUAAUGCAUCUGUCCCCGUACAUUCAUUUUCUCAUAUUAUAUUAGAUUCAAAAAUACCAGGUAUUUCCUGUAAACUUUUGUCAGAUUUUGUCAUCGUUCUGGAGAGUUUGAGGAAUAAACAAUUAAAGAGUUGUAAUAAGUGGAGUCAAAUUAAACAUUUGUGUGAAGAUUAUUUAGAAACGGUUACCAAUUUAAGAUGUAUGAUGCUGAACAUGCAGUUAAAUGGAAGCAUAGAUAGUGAAGCAGAUUCCACUUCUGAGCUAACUGCAUUUCAAGAAUUUCAAUCACAUCAGAGUAAUGAUAGUAUAGUUGAAGAUCGUUAUGCUGAUAAAAGCCAUGUGUUCAAACGUUUUAUGAAUACAGAUAAAGUGACAGAUAUGGCUACCUAUGUAAAUCUGUCUGAUAUACAUUACCCUCAGAUUCCACUGGAAAAACUUUUUUACACAGAGCACUCUUCUUCUCAUAUAGGCCAUAAGAAAAAGCAUAAAAAACACAGAAAUCAUGAUAAAAACCCAGAAAAAGUGGCUUUAAGAAAAUUACGCCAUAGUUCUAGAGCAGAGCGUGAAUUAAUUAAGCGAAAGAAAAGGAAAAAGAGAAAAGGUAAAAGAGCUAAAGGGCAUGCCAAAAAACAUUAUUUUACUCAUGGAAAAGCCAAUAAAGAUUAUGUAAAAAAUAAAAAGAAAAAGCAUAAGUUAAAAAAGAAAAAAGAUGGGAACUCAGGUUUCAUAUCUGGUGAUUACUGUAGUGAUUUCAGCUCUGGUGAAUUGAUGCGUUUAGUCAAAGAACAUUCAAAUAGUUAUUCAAAAAUACCUGCAGCUACCUCAAAGCAUCCUCAUGCCUCUAGUUUUCCUGUUGGUGUAAGUCCCAGCAUUGGCUCAUCUGAUUUGUCCAAUGAGCCGUCAAGAAAGAAAAGAAAAGUAAGCUUCAAUAAAAAGAAAGAAAAAGGAAAAUGCCAUGACAAGCAUAAACAUGAAAAGUCAAAGUCAAGUAAACGUAAAAAGAAAAUUGUUAUUGAAAGUUGUCAAGCUGGACUAAAAAAUCUUACUCCUCAGGAUACUUUGAAUGGUAGUAAUAUUAAUUCAGUGGGUGAUUACUCACGUAUUGUUCAGUUUGCAAGUGUGAAGAAAAUGGAAGCUGUUCAAAUUCGUCAGAGAUCAGUUGCUCUUAACCUUUCAAAUCAAAGCAGAAGUCGUGAAAAUGAAACACCAUUAGUUCAUCAGUGCCCAGCAAAUCCACAAAUUAAACAUUUAGUGCAACAAAAUUUUGAUAAUUAUUCCCCUGAAGAUAUAAUGAAAAUGCAGUUGUUGUUGGCAAGACAGCAGCCAGAUGUUGUAGUCAGCAAUGCUAAUUCAGAUUUCAUCUCAUCAGCUAACAACCAAGCUGUUUUAAAAUACGUCUGCUCGAAAAUGACUUCGCAUUUGUUAUCUGUUGCACAGUCUUCUAACUGCAUUGUGGGCUCCGAUUCAGAAGCUAGUAAAUCUCCUAUACCUGUUCUACCAGGUAAGGUUUCAGUGGUACAAAAUUCAGUGAAGUCUUUCAAUCAGCCUCAGAAUCUCUCAUCAAAUAUUAAGCAUGUAAUUAUAGAAAGGAAAAAUUUACCUUAUACUAUGAAGAACAGUAAUACUUCUGUAAGCAGUGGUACAUUAAUACCUAUUAGUUUAGCAAGUCCUUCUUGUUCCGAUGCACAUAAUAUGAUGGGAACUGUUUUCAGCAGUGGAUUAAAUUAUCCAACUUCUGUUGCAUCUCCUCAGAUGACCACUUUUGCUAUCCCUGUUGCUCAUAAUGCAUCUAAAAAUAAGCUUGUUGCUGGAAAAUUGAUGAUACCUAUAAAUACAUGUGGCAAUAUCAGAAGUUCUUCAACCUUGCCUUCAACUGAGUGUGAAAAUCAUGCUUUUGCUACUGCAUCUGCUAAUCAACCAUUGUCAGGUGUUAUAUUGGUGAAAAACGGAAACAGUGCACGCAUUAUUCCGUCUAGUCAACAACAGUGUAAUGUUAUGCCAUGCUUGUCAGCUGCAAGAUUUUCAUUGCCAUCUAUUCGACAGAAAGCCAGUACUACUGUAACAAAAACAGUGCCCAAAAUCAUAAAGCAAGCAGCUAAAAAGCUUACUCAACCUCAAGCCAAGAAACCACGCUUGAAACCUCCUGCUGUAAACAAAAUUGAACCAAUUGUACCUAGUAAUGUAGUUACUAGUGAGCAAACAGCAGCUGUUAAUUUAUCUUCAGAUAUACAACCAGCAAUAAAUAAAUCUGAAAUAUGUGCUAUACCACCUGAAAUAUCUUUACUUAAAAGCACCAAUACUGAUGAUACUCCAAGUGAUAGUGAUCUGAAGUUCAGUGGUACAGAAGAAAAACCACUCUCUGAUGAUAAUGCUUCUUUGAGGGAAGCAAAACAAGAAGAUAACAAAAACUUAGCUGAAAAUGAAGGAUCUGUUGUACAUUCUCCACAAUCUAAUAAUUCGAAUUUAGCUAUAUCAAGUAUUCCAAAUUCUCCUGCUAGUGCUCCUAGUUCCCCAAAACAAAAGAAAAUUGUAGAACCUUCAGCAUUAAAUCUAGAAAUGAAAGAUCAAGAAAUUCUAAAAGAAGAUAUGCCACAAGAUUCUAUUUCUGAAUCUAAAAGCAUUCAAAAUUCACCUUCAGAUAAAGUUGUUGAUACUGAUACUGACAUGGGUCCUGGUACUACACCAACUGCACCUUGCCCAAGUCCUGUUAAUGAAAAUGUAGAUAAUACUGAUGUAGUAAUGGUAGCAGCUUCUGAGUCUCCUCCCUCUGAAGAUAGUAAUGCAACACGUGUAAAUGUUGCAGCAGCAAUUGUAUCUGAAAAGGAAAAUCUUCCUCUUAUGAAUAAAGCUCCAAUUACCUCAACUAAUGUGCCUGUUGAGAAAAAAGAAGCAGUUUGUACAGUUUCGAAAAAUAUAGCUGUUAGUCAUGAUCAACAAAAGCAACUUCAACCAAUAACAGUUGGGAAUAUACUUUCAAGUCUCAGAAUUCCUGGUAAAAUAUGUUCCCAAGGUAAAGCUGAAGGUGGGAACCAAGUUUCUGAAGUGCCAACUAGAUCUUUCACUUCCAUCAGUGAUGCAGUCCGUUUCAGCUUGAUGGAUAUGGAUGAUGCCACAGAUUCUGUUGAAAAUCAGGUACUUCAUGCAUUCCAAGUCUCGCAUGAAUCAUCACAGGACUCGCCAAGAUAUGAUAAUACAUCUACAAAUGGUGGAGAUACUAGUACAGCUUCGCCAACUCCAGCUGUUAUUCUUACAACUCCACAAUCUACUAGUACUACGGAGCUAAAUGUCAGUAGAGUUUCGCAGUUUGAAACAUCUGUUCACAGUUCACAAAGUGAAAAAUUUACAGAAUGCCAAAGCACAGUUUCAAGAACCACAACAUGGAUUCUCGAAGAUUCUUCUGUUAAUGAAACUGCCCAACAAAUAGGUAUCCAAAAAUCCCCCGAUGUUGAUUCUUCUGGUGAAACGAAAGAUGAUAAUAAACCUAAGAAAAAGAAGAAAAGGAAAGAACGAUCUGAAAGAGAUCCUGAUGCUGCACAUAAGUUUUGGUGUGAGAUCUGUCACAAAGGAUUUUUCUCUGCAUAUAAUUUGAGGCGACACUGUCGGAAUGUUCAUAAAAUGGAUCUUCCUAAAGGUUCAUCUGAUGUACCUUUCGCUUCAUCAUCCCAGUGCCUUCCUCAUAUCCCACAGACUGAUUCUGCAUCAUCUGAUGUUUCUGCUGCACGAGUACCCUAUGGUACUGUUCAGCAGUCUUCUGUUAGUCCAAAGGCUCCAGAUUUUAUGUUACAGUCACCUACUCGAGAAACAAAAAGUCAAGAUUUUGCUGUGAAAAGUUCACCUACUCAACAUGUUCCUCAGAUGCAGAGUACAGAAUUUCAGAUGCAGACUCCUCCUAGGAUGUCAUCGCAAUCAACAUCUACUCAUGUUUCUCCAGUUACACCCCCAAAAGACUUUAGGUUGCCCACACCUACAACAGUUUCUUCCCAAAUUACCCAAAGUAAAUUACCAGUAGGCAAAUCUGCAAACUCCACAAAAUUUCAAAGACAGCCUUCGACAUGUCCAACUUCCCAAGUUCCACAGUUGGCAAAAAUGUCACAAAUGCCCCAGAUCACUCUCUGUGGGCAAUCUGCUUUACAGCAACAGAGACAGAUAGGUCAGCUUCCAUCUGCAGGACUGAUACAACCUUUGUCAAGUGUUGGUUGUCAGGCUCAACAAUUGCAGCCAGCUACACAAUGCCCUCACUUCCAGCAAAACAAACAGAUUGUUCAGCAGAGAUUAGGACAACUUCAACUUAUGCAUCAUGUUGGAGCAUUACCUCCAGUUCAACAUGCAACACAUGGGAUUCAGAAACAAACACCAGUCCAACAAUUUAAGAAAUGUGUUACUACCCAGCAGGUUACAAAAAUAACUGAAACUGAGCAAAUUCAAGCUGCUCAGCUAGCUCAAAACCAGCAGAUUUUAGCAAACCAGCAAAUGCAAAAGCUCAUUCAAAUUCGACAAAAUGCAAUUGCAGCUGCUGGUGUGGCCUCUCAACUUUCUUUAGGAAGUACUGUAACUGGUGUUCAGGGAUCUAGUACCAAAGGAGGAGCUCAGUGUUUUCAGUCCCAGUUGGCAGCUGCACGCCAGGCAGCAGCUGUAGCUCAGUUACCUGCAAAUCAGCGUUCACAAGGGACAAAUUAUAGUUUGCCAUCUCAUGAUGCUUCAGGCCACCAGUUCUUUUCUCCUGCUAUACAGCCCAAUCAAGAGCAGCCCAGUUGCCCUCAUGGCUCGUUUUCAACUCAGAACAUAGCAGAGUUUAGUGCUAAUGCUCCAUCUUAUCCUUCAAUUCGCUCAUCAUCUGAAACUAAUGAUGGUCUUGAAGAUCUAGAGCAGUUUCUUUUAGAAAACAUGCCUUGGAGUGGAGAUCAAUCUGCCACUCAUAACCUGGCCCAGCAGUCAGGUAAUCGUCCAUCAAGUGCAGAUUCCCUCACAUUACCCUUACCUACGCAAGGAAGUGGAUCUUCGGGACAGAAUAGGACAGCUUCAUCAUCAAAAGGUAAAAUUUCUAUAUCGAGACCUAAGCCUCGAAAACCAGUUGCUACUCCGUGUUCAAAAAACUUGUUGGGAAACCUAGGCCGUGGUGUUAAAAAAAAAUCAUGUGUAAAAAAAAUUGUAAAACCAUUAGAUGUUGACUGCAUUGCAUCUAAAUCUGAUAUUUUCACUCAGGCUGAUGCUGUUAAUCAGCAGACAUCUAGAUUAGAUUUGAUACAAAAGACGUGCAGUAAUAAAGACUCUGUAGGUGACUUGCUUACAUCAAAAAAAGAUGGAAAGAGUACAAAUACAGUUAGUGCUGUGAAUGAAACAGACAGUUCUGACAGUGUUCAGUGCAUUAAUAUAACUCACAGUGCUUCUAAGACUGCAUCUGUAGGGAUAAAUUUUAAUACAUUUACUCCAAUGCGUUUAUGCACUGCAGAUAAAGAUAUAAACUCUUCUUCUUGUACUAUUGAUCCAUCUAGUUCUAAACAAAUUUUUGAUGUUCAGAGAAAGAAUUCUUUUUUAGACCAUUGUAACUUAGUGAGCAAAAACUGUUCAAAUUUAGACCAAAGUAAAAGUAUGCUAAAUAUUGGUCACUGUGAAAAAAAUCUUAGCAACCCAGAAAGUUCAAUAAAUGUGAUAGGGAAAGAAACAAAUUGUGAUCCUAAAACUGUAUUCAAUGAAAAUGCCAUGCCUACAGUGUAUAGUAAAACAUCCACAUCAUGUGAUUCAGGAGAUGUUUUUUUAGGACAGCGAAAUACUGACAACUGCAGUGAGUCAGUAUUUAAUGAACAGAAGAAAAGCAAUGAUGUAUAUAAUUGUGAGGAUAUAAAAAAUGCUAAUAAGUGUGCAGAAAAUGGAUGUGCUGUAAAUUGUGUUGAAAAUGCUGAAAAGGAAAUUUCUGUGUCAAAUUUUAAGGAAAAUUCCAAAUCUGAAACACAGAGUGAUUUUUUUUUAGAUUGUAAAACUGAUCAAAUUGUAAACAAUAGUGAAACAGAAGAUGCAGUUAUUGAGACACACUGCAUGAAUAAUGCUGAAAUUAAAUCUACUGUUGUCCAAGAACAAGAAAUUCAUCAAGAGAAGGAGAAAGAAUCUCUAAACAGUUUAAAUAAUAACACUCUAACAGAUACAGACUCAAAUACUAGUAAUAAAGAUUUGUAUAUAGCAGAUAUAGAUUUGAAGGGAGCAGAUGCAGAUUUAAGUGCAAAAACUAGAGAUCUGAAUUCAAUGUGUACAGAUUCAAAAGAAGCAGAUACAGACUUCAGUGCAAAGAGUACAGAUCUAAAUGUGAUAGAAAGAGAUGUGGUUACAACAGGCACAGACUUACCUGCUACAACUACUGAUUUAAGUAUGACUAGUAAAAAUUUCAAUUUUACAUCUUCUGAUACAGAAAGUGUGCGUGCUCACACUCAUCCUGACUUAAAAACCUCAGACUUGCAAAUUAAAAAUUCUGACAAAAGAGAAACGGAUGAUUCGUAUGAAAAUAUCAAUUCGUUUAAAGACAAUGAAAAAAAUUCUUCUGCAACAAAUGAUCAGAGUGAUGUAAAUAUAUAUACCUUAAAUGAAAGUGAACAAGAAAAUAAAUUAGAAGAUAUUUUUGAUGAAAAUUCAAAUAUUACCGAGACCAAACUGAAGUGUAAAGAGAGCCUAUCAGAUCCUUCCAAGGUGUGUUUGCAGAAUAUCAGAAGUGAUAGUCUUAAAUCAGUUGAAAAUAAUUGUAAUGAUACAGUUUUUCUUCCAGUAGUCAAUAACCAUGAUAAACAUGUUUCUCUUGAAAGUAAUAUGCUUAAUGAUGAGAAUCAUUUGCCUAAUGAAAGUGAUGCAAGUGAAGAACAAGGGCCAAAGCGUAUUGCUUUGAGAAUACGCAAAUCUCUUGAUUCCGCAAAUAAAAUGAAUGAAAAUGACAAAAAUAUUAAGUAUUAUGUAAGUGAGAAAACAUCAGAUGACCCUAAAGGAAAUGUAAUGAAAAAAAAUUCUCAGAAAAAAAGAAAAGUUAAGCAAGAAAAUAGAAAAAUUGAAACAGUGGGAAUUGAUGCCAAAAAGGGUUUGUGCAUAAAGUUUGAUGGUGAUGCAAACAUACAGAAGGCAGGAAUCUUGAACAAUGUUCAGGAAUCUUUAAACAAGGAGAAAGAAAUUAAUAGAACAGUCUGUCUUAUGAGCCCAUGCUAUAAUGAGAUCGAAAAGGUCACACCUUUGUUGAAUGAAACUCUUGUUAAUGAAGAUGGGUUUUGUCUUGAUGAAAAACAAGAUGAAGACCAAAGCAUGGAUGGAAUUCCAGCGGGUAGAUUGCGUUUGCGUGAUACACCUAAAACUUCUGUGAAGAGAGUUUGUCCUUGUUGUGUAGAUUCUCGAAUGCCAAAGAAAUGUCGUGCCAAUGGUGGUGGCAAUAUUGCAAAACUUAUUGGAACUCGAGUACCAAAUGCAUUGAAAAGUAAAAGUACUUUAAAGACACGAAAUGCUGCGAAUGGAAAUGUAAAAAUUAAUACUCGAUCAUCACAACGCCUCAGGUCACGUAACAAUGCUAUCAAUUAACGGAAUGGUUUCUGAAAUAUAUUUUCUCUGAUCUAUUUCAGUGCUAGUCUUUGAAGUAUCGUAGAGUCAAAGAAGGAAAAAAAAAAUCUUGUAAAUAAAUAUUACAUAUUUACUAUAAAAAUAAGGGAUUUUUAUAUACUUGUAUAGAUUUAUAUCUUCUUGUAAAAAAGAAAGGGGAAAAAAAGACAAAAAAAAAAAAAAAAAAUGGCAAAUGUAAUUUGAAACUCUUAAGAGUGACAUUUUUAUGAAAUGUAAAAUAUAAAUCUUGUUUGCAUAAGAUGAUUAAUUUUGUUUUUAAGUUCGAAAGAAAGGAGGAAAAAAAAAAAAAAAAAGACUGCAUAUCAGUGCAUCCAAUUUACUCCUUUUGUUGAAUGUAGUUUUAUCAAAAAUCCACCACAAAUCUUGAAUGAAUAAAUAUUUACAUACUUUAGUGUGGUAUUCUUAAA